Adineta steineri is the source of this 1554-nucleotide messenger RNA. NCBI's taxonomy places the organism in Eukaryota, Metazoa, Rotifera, Eurotatoria, Adinetida, Adinetidae. The record is from the annotation of a GenBank genome assembly.
AUGACAAAUUCACCAUAUCGUUCACAAAUGCUUUCAUGGAUACGUCGUCCGAAAAUUCCUUCAUAUGAAUUAGAAGGUGAUGGUUGUUCAACAAAAGUUAUUGUAAAUUCAAUAGCACGUUUUCGUCUACGAAUACUUUCACCAGUGAAUUCUUCACAGAAAUCAACAGUUGAUUCAUUUUCUCUUUCAAUUAUUGAUCCAUAUGGUCAUAGUAUUGUUGUUCAACGUCGUAUUCUUUCUCCUGAUUUACUUGAAUUAACAUAUCAACCAAUGUCAACAGGUGAACAUCAAUUAUCAAUAUUAUUUAAUAAUAAACUUCAACGUCAACUAACAAUUGAUGUUAAAAAUGAUGAAACAAAUUAUUUAUCAAAAUUAAAACCAUUUGGACCUGGUCUUAAACGUGCAAUUGUUGGUUUACCAACUGAAUUUUAUGUUGAUCUUAAUCAACAAAUAACAACAAAUGCGAUAAAUAAUCAAAAUCAUAUACAAUUUUCUUUACAACCAUCAUAUCAUGCCGAAAUUGAUUAUGAACAACAAAUGGCAACAUUACGUUAUACACCACUUAAAGAAGGUGAUUGUCCUAUACAUAUACUUGAAUAUAAUAAAGAUACAUCACAUUCACCAUAUAUUGCUCAUGUUAAACAAGAAAAUCUUUCACAAGAAAAACCUCGUAUACAUGUUACUGGAUUAACACAACAAAUAAGUAUUCAUCGUCCUGUUGAAUUUCGAGUUUUUGUUGAUAAUCCAUUUGAUGAUCCAACACAUUGUCUUCAUAUUGAAAUAUUAACACCCGAUGAAAAUUCACCAUCUGUAUCGAUUCGUCGUCAACAUGAUUCAUCCUAUAUAUGUUCAUUUAUUCCAGUAUCAUUAGGAAGACAUUUAAUAUCCGUUGAUUAUGCUGGAAUUGUUGCUGAAAAUAAUCCAUUUUAUUGUCAUUCUAUACAAGAAAAAGAUAUACAAUUAACUGGUCCAGCUGUAAAUAAUCAAUGUUUAACAUUGAAUACACCAACACAUUUUUAUUUUAAAUUAAAAGAUUUUCUAAGGAAAAAAUCUCCGGAAACAAAUUUAACAUAUGAAAGUGGAUAUAGUUCAUAUGAUGAUACUUCAUUAAAUUCAUCAUUAGCAGAUGGUAAUGUUGAACUUAAUAAUAAUGAAGAUAAUGAUUAUCGAAUAACAAUAACAGAUAUACAUGGAAAUUUAAAACCAAAUGUUUCAAUUAAUGAAAAUAUAAAUAAUAAUAUACGAGUAGAUUUUACGCCAAAUGAACAAAUUAUGUUUAUUAAUAUUUCUUGUACUUGGUAUUCUCAUACAUUUGAACCACAAUGUACAUCAACACCAAAAAAAGUCGAUGCAACAUCUACUAUUAUUCCAAAUUUAUGUUCUACACCUCGACCUGCUCACAUUCGUUAUUCAUUAUCAAAAUGUACACCAUUACCAAUUGAUUCUUCAACUCCAAAUACGAAAAAAAUUAAAAAAUCAUUUACACCAAAUAUUCAUCGUCUAGUUUAUCCAUCAAACAUUACAACAAGAUACACAAAUGAGAUUUGGAUUUGA